Amoebophrya sp. A120 is the source of this 3179-nucleotide messenger RNA. The record is from the annotation of a GenBank genome assembly. NCBI's taxonomy places the organism in Eukaryota, Dinophyceae, Syndiniales, Amoebophryaceae.
UUUGGUCGUCGUCUUGUAACAUCGUGGCAUUUGUAAGCCUUGGUUCUUUUCUGGAGUAGACGAGAGGAUGGUUCCCAAAUCGUGGGGCAUUCUUGGCGCUUUUUGUUCCUCAAUUUUGGGUGUGCGUGCAGCUGCUUUCGAGGAUGCGCACGUCGAUCACCAUGUCUUGUUGCCGCUCGAAGCCGUGGACAACAUCUCGCAAUUUUUGUACGGCCGGCUUGCCUUGGAUGGCAGCGCUGACCAGGAUGGGUGGCGUCUGGGGGAGCAGUUUUUUUUGGACGACGACUUGUAUCAGGCACAAGACAGCACAGCGGCCUGCACGCAACUGAAGGAAGCGGUCCGAAUGAAAUUUUCUGAGGCUGUGAGACAGGUCGUGCCAAGAAGUCGCGACGCACCAAUCGAAGCAGGCACGGAGGUGCCGUCGAACGACCCCGCUGCGCUGCGGCUGCUCGACUGGGUUCACUGCUUGGUGCACGUGGAGCUGGCGGCUGGGAGCCCUGCCACAGCGGAGAACCAGCUAGGACGCGGAACUCCAAACGGAAACAGCAAUGGUGCGCGCAGUCGAACUUCGUCGUCGCACGGAGCAGCCGCUGUGAAUACGUUCUCCCGGCGGGGCAUCAUGCAUGAAAACAUCUUGCAUCCUGCGCACCACCGAAACGUCGUGCUGCCCGAUUCAUCUUCAAGCAGAAGUGUCACGCUUGCGCCAACCCCAACGCCUUCCGAGCACCGCGUGCAGCCCCGGAUGUUUCUGAACAGCGUCGCGCGAAACGUCGUUAGGGCGUGCCCCAGCUCCAUCACUGUUAUUCGCGCGGAGCAUCAGCGGGCGACGCGUGGUCUCGAGCGACACUGGAUUGCGGGCGGCAGAGCAGCGAUGCUGUUCGUGGUGACUCUACAAGUUAUGAUUUUUGCGCGAGAAGUCUAUCUCGUGGACCGUGCGACUGCCCCGGAAACAAAUGGGAAUGUCGCUUCUAGUGCGUCUACUUCCUUUUUCGUACCAAGAAACGGAGAGAGUGCGAAUGGAUUCCGGAACCCCUACAUGUAUUUUCCUGCGAGCAGAUUUGGGACCCCAGCUGCGCGAAGCGCUAAUGUGGACCACGAGGCAACAAGUGUAGUUUCUGUUUCUGAGCCCCACUUGUAUGAUUUGUUGCCCUCUGCACACGAAGUCUGGCACCGCUGGGACCACCGCGGCACCCUGCUGGAUCUCGCACCGCACAGUCAAUUUCCACGCCGGUGCACAACGCCGUCGACCACGUAUCAGCCUCGCCCUUCUGCUCCACACAAUGCAGCCGCCCGCACGAUGGCCGCAGAUACAGCGUCAAUAGCGUCCACGACAUUCCGGACGCUGCUGCGCGCCGCCAGUAGACCGCAAUCUGAUUCGCAGGCCGAAGCCUUGCCUGCUACUGUUUCAUCUCCGGCGAAAGCAGCGUCUCUUUUGUCCCCAACAAGGUCGAUUUUACCGCUGCCAGGCAAAAACGACCGCCACGUCAUACCACCCUCGCGUAGUUCGGACGCCCAGGAGACUUCGAAUCUGCAGGCAGUCCGGUCGUGCCUGCGACAGCACGUCGCACGCACGGGCCUUCUGGACCUCAACUUGUCCGAGUUGAUACGGGCGAAAAUAACCACGGCAAACACACGCGAGAGGAGCGGCAGCGUCUCCCCGGGGGUACUAGGGGGAAAAACCGCGACUCCCGGUCAGCAUCUGUUUUCGCCAUUGGAGAUUUUUUGCAAGAACCCAUCUUCGCGCGGCACGGGCACUGCUACUGAAGAAAGUAGUGUGUGCUCAAGGCUUGUACAUCUGCUGGAGCAGGCCCGGAUGAUCCUGCUCUUCCUUUCUCGGACGCUCGUGCAAUCGGGCGGGGUCAGUCUACUGGUUGACUUGGUACACGAUGCCGUGCUGCGCCACCGCAAGCGUCGCGCCGUCUCCACCUGCGCAGCUCUGUCAGGAAAAAGCGUGGAAAGACCACAAAGAACAGCUGACAGUACGGAUAAAGCGCGAAAAAACGGCACAUCGCAAGUUUCAGGAGUAGACCGGCGCUGUUGCGAACAAGCAAAUGAAGAAGCAAGCCAUGCCUCGUAUCUUGUCCCCGAUGAGGAAGGCGGAAGACAACAAUUUGUGGCGGACGGUCUCUGGAGUGAACUAAUUGCGAAUCAUCACGCCAGCCAGAGCACGGGGCGACAAGAAACCGCACAGCACGGAAGACCUGCCAGGUCGUACGACCCGGCAGACCGCGAGCUGGCGCGCAUGAUUAUCGACGAAACGUUGAGCCUGCCGAGCCGCACGAAGUGGUUCGGGCGCGGCAUCGGGGGCGAAACCCACGCGCCACGGCAGAGGAGUCUCACGGUUGAGGAGCUGGAGCAGCGACUUCACGACGCCUACGAUUAUUGGACCGACCUCUAUCAGCAAGAGGCCUUCGGCCCGAACGACUACAGAGUCAUAACCCACUACUCGCGCAUGUCGGUAGUCGAUAAGCUGCAGCAAAUUUUGAACACCGUCCGGGCAAGCACACACACCUAUCGAGAUGUACUCUUGAUGGAAACGCUAUCGCGGUGGAGAGGACCGCGGCAGACAGCAAACACCAGCGGCGAGGGGGUGUCCCAGCCAGACCCGCCCCCUUAAACCGUCAAGCGGCACCAGGUGCUCGUACGUGGGUGAUGAAGUAAGAUAAAAUUACAUUUGAGUUCACAGCGGGUGACGUAGAACGAGCUCGCGUUUUUGUUUUUCACCUGUUCUUGAUUAUGAUUUGGUACUAGCGUUCUUAUAGUGCUGUUUGUCCGAACAUCAUGAAGAAAGCCUUCAUGACAACGUAAAUGAGCUUCCUUUUCUUUUCAAGCACCUCCUGUUUCCAGUUUACUACUUUCGAAAAAUUUUCUGCUCUACUCUAAAUGCACUAUAUUUUUGUCGUUUCGAGAGAAGCACGGGGUAGAGUUAGUUUUGUCGUUUCAGAGAAUAAAGUAAGUACCGUAGUCGCACUUUUCGCAUGCACAAAGCACUUCUCGUAGUUGAUGUAUCUUUGACACAAUUUGCAAACCGGAUUCACCUGUCAAACGAAAAUGCAACAGUAAAGAAAAACUGCGUGCCCUGCUCAAAACGGCACAUUUGAAAAUUCACUUGAAAUUUUAGGCAUGAAGUGGCCCAAUGAAAUGGAAUAUCGACGAGGCAGGCUGAGCUUGCAGCUACG